Molecule: messenger RNA, 456 nt
Organism: Rhinocladiella mackenziei CBS 650.93
Lineage: Eukaryota; Fungi; Ascomycota; Eurotiomycetes; Chaetothyriales; Herpotrichiellaceae
Product: deoxyribodipyrimidine photo-lyase
Exons: 1
Coding region: 1-456 (151 amino acids)
Source: RefSeq, a predicted model, not a curated record
AUGCUUUCCCCCUACUCACUACGAAUCCGGCCAACGUACGGGACAAAAUAUCCCGAACUCUUCAGCUAUGAGGUUGUUGAAACACCUGCCUCGAAAAACUUGUCUGAAGAGGAGGAAAAAUUCCACAGUAUGUGGCCAUCUCGAGGACAUACAGCUUAUAACCAACUCAAGAAAUUCCUCCUUGAAACAAUCAGCAAAUACGACAAUACGAGAAAACAAACUCCUCGGCCAAUGGCACGACUGCGUGGGACGCUGUCGGCGCAGAGAGUUGUUCGAGAAGCUGGCGAGGCUGUGCCUCAAAAGAAACUAACCGAUGACCGCAAACAAGGGACACUCCAUGUGGAUUUGGGGGAGUGGCAUGGCGAGACAUUUACAAACAUGUGCUCUGCCAUUGGCCAUAUGUUAGCUGACCGCAUUUUCAGCAUAAAGAAACCCAUUCAAGCCAGAAUGCUGUAA